UUACAAAUUACUCGUAUAUUUUUUUUUUAAAACAUGCACAUCAGGCCGUUGAUACCAGAGCUAGCUGAGAAAGCUAGAGUAGAAUUGAAUGAAGACCCAAAACGAAUAGAAAGUGAUUUGCAGCAUAUUAAGGAGUGGCUAUCCAAGCAGUCACAUCUAAGAGCAAGAACAGAUGAUCAAUGGCUCCUAGCAUUUUUGCGUGCGUGUAAACACAGCCUUGAGAGGACUAAGGAAAAGUUGGACUUGUACUAUUCAAUGCGAACUCUCGCUCCGGAAUUUUUCUCGCUUAAAAUAACUGAGGAUGCGUUCAACCAGAUUUUGGAAUCUGGUGCUAUUGUAAUACUUCCCAAAUUAUCUUCUCCUGAUGGUGAGCGAGUUGUUAUAUACAGACCUGGUCUUAUCGACGCUGAGAAUUAUAAAAUAACCGAUUUUAUCGGAGUGUCAAACGCAAUGCAGAGGAUAUUGCUCGUGGAGGAUGACAAUACAGUUGUGUCUGGUAUACGUACCAUUAUGGAUUGGGAAGGAUUGAGUAUGUCAUUCUUUUUACAAGUAACACCGAGUCUAAUGAAGAAAAUGGCUGUUUUCUCUCAGGAUGCGUCCCCACUGCGCUUUAAAGGUGGGCACUAUGUUAAUGUCGGCGGCGGAUUUGAGAAGAUUUUCAACGCUAUGAAAGUUUUCCUUAAUGAAAAGACUAAAAGCAGGCUAUACGUUCACAACAAAAAUUUCGACGAACUUUAUAAAACAAUUCCAAAAGAAAUAUUACCAGUCGAGUACGGCGGCAAUGGAGGAACUAUUCCAGAAAUCACGGCGGCAUGGAAAAAGAAACUCCUUGAAUAUAAGGAUUGGCUCGCAGAAGAAGAGUCGUUCGGUUCAGAUGAGAGUAAGAGACCGGGAAAACCGAAGACUGCUGAGGAAAUGUUUGGAGUCGAGGGUUCUUUCAGACAGCUAGAGUUCGAUUAAAAGAAAUAUUUUUAACUUAUUGUAAAUGGUUUUUUGUAUCUUCCAUUUUUCCAAAAUUAUACUAAACAUCUUCAAUAAUAUUGUAUUCAAAAAUAUAUGUAUUUCAUUUGAA
Messenger RNA from Leptidea sinapis, 1072 nucleotides. Its product is annotated as alpha-tocopherol transfer protein-like. Lineage: Eukaryota; Metazoa; Arthropoda; Insecta; Lepidoptera; Pieridae. Gene Ontology annotation, molecular function: phosphatidylinositol bisphosphate binding. The record is from RefSeq and is a predicted model, not a curated record. Bases 34 to 960 code for a protein of 308 amino acids. The transcript is spliced from 7 exons. Gene Ontology annotation, cellular component: membrane.